GGUUUAGGCUUCCCUUAGCUUUGCAAAAACAACUAAGAGUUUUCAUAUAGAGGCUUUCUUCUUCUUUUUGUCUUAGGAAAACUUGCCCAUUAUAAUUAUUAGAAGCUUCUUGUGUUGUUCUUGAUCUCUUGUUGUAUAAUAUGAUGAGUAAGAGGAGCAAUAGUUUUGGAAUUUUUUCUCAAAAGAAAGCAUGUGUUAAUUUUGUAGUGAAGUUGUUUGGAGUGAUGAUGUUUGUGCAAAAUGUUUGUGGAGUUGAGUUUCAAGUGGGAGGAUCAAAAGGUGUUUGGGGAGUUCCUUCAUAUCCUAAUGCUCAAAGUCUUAAUCAAUGGGCUGAAUCAAGAAGAUUUCAAAUUGGUGACUCCAUAGUGUUCAACUACCAAGGUGGGCAAGAUUCAGUGCUAUUAGUGAACGAAGAUGACUACAAAAAUUGCCACACAGAAUCACCCAUAAAGCACUUUUCAGAUGGCCACACUGUCAUCAAAUUUGAAAGAUCUGGCCCUCAUUAUUUCAUCAGUGGCAUCAAAGACAAUUGCCUCAAGAAUGAGAAAUUGGUGGUGGUUGUUUUGGCUGAUAGAUCCAAGCAAUACUCUUCUCCUCCCCCGGCUCCGGCUACCGAUUCCCAACCACCCGAAGCUUCUGUCCAGAUGAACCCAACUCCGUCCCCGAUCGCCGAGGAGCCCCCUGCUAAUAACAAUAAUAAUGGUGCAGCAUCCUCGUCUAUCGUCACCUUUGUUGGUUUAGCUGGAAUGCUUGCUACUUCAACAGCUCUUCUUUUGUAAUUGUGUAUAUUAUAAUUUGAUGGUCCUUAGGGGGGUUUUUUUUAUUUAUUUUAUAACUGGUUCGGAUUAUUUUUUAACAAGGGGUUGUGAUGUUGUAUGUGUGGUGAAGUUUGGUGUUCUUUUGGGAGUGAAUAAUAAUUUGUGUGUUGUGCCUUACUAUUUGUUUUGUUGGUAUAGAUGACAAGGAAAAAAAAAGGUUAAUUAAUAAUCAUGGGUAGUAGGCUUAAAAGAAAAGCCCUUGUUUGUAUGUGUUUAUGUACUCAAAUAAAUGGAUUUCAUCAAAAUUGAAAAAGGGAAAGGAAACAUAUAUGCUUUAUAUUUU
Cucumis sativus (cucumber) is the source of this 1101-nucleotide messenger RNA. RefSeq names its product early nodulin-like protein 3. Gene Ontology annotation, molecular function: electron transfer activity. Gene Ontology annotation, cellular component: plasma membrane. Lineage: Eukaryota; Viridiplantae; Streptophyta; Magnoliopsida; Cucurbitales; Cucurbitaceae. The transcript has 2 exons. The record is from RefSeq and is a predicted model, not a curated record. The coding region runs from base 141 to 779 and encodes 212 amino acids.